UCUGGCAUUCAGAUAACACUACCAUUCUCAUUGGUGUUUUCGCACCUGCUUCUGCCUGUAUUUGCUCGCAUCAUUCGCAAAACACAUUAACGAGGAAUUACAACUUAGCAGUAGUUUAGCAAAAUAGCUUUCUUUUUGGAUGAUUUUUAAAAAGCCAUUUCACGUACCAAACGUAACCAAAUAAUCAUAACAAUUUCCGUUCGUUCACCGAUCGACCGAAAAGUUGUUUAAAAACAUGCGAUGAUGGUAACGUGUUUAUCUCUCCGCAAAUAUGACGUAUAAUUUAAUUGUGUUUUAAACUUCGAUGGCGAUCGAAGUCGUUUUCAAUUUAUAACAGUACGAGUCCGUGAAUUUCUCGUAACUUUUACGAUCUAAAAAUGGUUGAAAAGAAACACACGACCGAAGAACUGCUCGAAAUACUUAAGGAUUAUCACAUAAAAAGCGACGAAGAAAGUCUUUUUGGUAGCGAUGAUGAUCUGAAUUCUGGUAGUGAGAAUGAAUUGCAGUCUUCCGACGAUAACACCGCCUCGUCGGAAGAAGAAGAACCAGUCCACUCGGAAUACUUGAAAAAAUGUUUGUUACCAAACGCGAACGAGUCCGAAGCACAAUGGACACAGAAUGUCGUGAAACGAGAAAAAGUAUCAUUUACAGGCAAAUCUGGUAUUCAGAUACAACUACCACCGAAUAUCACGCCGAUAGCAUUGUUCGAGCACUUGUUCGAUCGCGAUGUAAUUAUGCUAAUGGUCUUGGAAACGAACAAAUACGCGCAACAAUAUAUUAAUAAGCAUCAUCUGUCACAACAUGCCAGAAUGAAGACAUGGAAAGAAGUAACAGAAAACGAAAUGAAAAAAUUCAUUGGAAUUAUAUUAUUAACCGGGCUUAUUAAACUUCCCAAGAUAGAGGAUUAUUGGAAAAAGGAUCCACUGUUCUUCCAUCCACUUUUCCAUCAUAUUCAAAUGUCAUACAAUCGAUUUUCGUUGAUCCUAAAAAACUGGCAGUUCUGCGAUAACAAGGAAGCAACAUCUGGAAAUAAAUUAUACAAAGUCUCCAAAAUUAUGGAAAUGCUCUUGUCGAAUAUUCAAAAGUUGUAUAUUCCCGGUGAAGAAGUAUCCAUCGACGAAAGCAUAAUUUCCCAUAGUACUCAACUCACCUUACACCAGUUUAAUUCUGUCAAAUGCCACAGAUGUGGAAUUAAGAUAUACAAAUUGUGCGACAUGAGUGGUUACGUUUGGAAUAUGUGUGUUUAUAGUAGUCUAAGUAAAAAUAAAAGGCCAGAUUUGAACUACUCCGGAACAGUUGUUGUUGAUUUGGGGGAACCGCUUCUUAAUUGUGGCAGAUUAUUUGUAACGGACAACCGUUAUAGUAGCAUAGAGUUAGCGAGUUACUUGAAAGCAAGAAACACAGAGUUCUGUGGCAUUCUAAAAAGCGACAAACGAAAUUUCCCAGAAAGUUUAAAAACGAUAAAGCUGAAACGAGGCGAAAUGAAAUCGAUGUCAAAUUCGGAAGGAAUUCGCAUUUUUAAAUAUCAAGACAAAAAAGAAAUCUUUAUGAUAUCGACGUUUCAUGGAAAUAAAAUGAAAACAAUGACGAAGUCGAAACAAUCGGGAGAAACGGUAACGAAGCCGAGCGUUAUCGUAGAUUGUAACAGACUAAAAAGUAGCAUUCGUUUGUCAAAUCAAAUGAUUAAAUAUUAUUCGCUGGCAAGGAAAAGUAUCAAGUGGUACAGGAAAAUAUUAUUCCAGAUUUCACGAAAGAGAUUUCGGCUUCGUUACUUGGGAAUUUCAGUACAUCGGACAGACAGUACUUAAAUCAACGCGUCGGAGGUGUCCACGAAUUAACGAAUAUACCGAGGAAAGAGUCUGGAAAGAUUGUACGGAAAAGAUGCGUUUCCUGUUACGCUAACAUAGCAAAUUCACAGAACAUUGAAAUAGCUAGAAAAAGAGCCAAGAAAGUAAGCACGGAAUGUUUACAAUGUAGUAAAGCUUAUUGUCUCUCUUGUUUUAACUCUAAACAUAAAUCGUCGAGUUAAAAAUGUUUACUUUCCGUGGACACGAUCCGAGAUGCUCCGUCACGCUUUACGUUUUUAUAAUUUUGUUCUUUUUAACAUCGGUA
Molecule: messenger RNA, 2112 nt
Organism: Colletes gigas
Lineage: Eukaryota; Metazoa; Arthropoda; Insecta; Hymenoptera; Colletidae
Product: piggyBac transposable element-derived protein 4-like
Exons: 2
Coding region: 378-1808 (476 amino acids)
Source: RefSeq, a predicted model, not a curated record